AUGUCUGAAAUAAAAAGUAAUAUAAUUUUUUCAAAUGAUAAGAAGAGAGUACUUUUAACUAUUAACAAAAAUCAUCAUAUUGCUAUUGCAGGAUGUAGUAAUAUAGCAUGUUUAUAUGGAGAAGUUUUUAUUCAUGGUUUUCGUAUAAAUUCGAAAAAUUCAAGUACUCAAAAGACAUAUCCAAUUGCAUCAUACUCUACAUCUGUUUUUCAUACAAUUAUUGUAAAUAGAGGUAGUGAAUUUGAGAAUGAAGAAGAUAUUGAUCAAGUAAAGGAAUCUCUAUUGCCUUAUUUUCCUGAUAUUAAAGAAAAAUUGUCAUUUCAUACAAAAUUUACAGCACUAGUUUAUUUACUAGAUAAGUCAGAUUCAACAAUAAAAUUAUUGCGCCAUUUUUAUCCACAGAUUAUGAGCAAUUUUCAACAAAAUAUAUCAAUGAAAAUUUUUAAUAAUGUUUAUCUACUAGAAAAUGAGCAUCAUGCCCCAACUUCCUUAAUUUAUAGUUUACAAAUUGAAAAAGAUAUUUUAACACGUAUAAAUGAGGAUGAUCCUACAAAUGAAUUGUUUACUGUUAUUUCAAUAGGUGGUAAAAAUUCUGGAAAAUCAACUGUUAAUAGAUUUAUAGCUAAUGCCGUUCUUUCAAAAAAUAAACAUAAAAUUUUGUGGCUUGAUUUAGAUAUUGGACAACCAGAAUUUACCAUUCCUGGUUUUAUGUCUUUAAUUGAAAUUAAAGAACCAAUUUUAACUCCUCCACCAUUUCACAUGAAAACUGAAGGUGGUAAAAUUUUAUUUGUUGGAAAAUAUGAAAUUGAUUCUUUACAUCGAAGAUAUAUAACAAUUCUUCAAGAUUUGUAUAGAAAAAUAAAAACUUCUUACAUAACAAAAGAUAGUAAAUGUAUUUUGAUUGUAAAUACAAUGGGAUAUAUAAAAGAUAAAGGAAAAGAAUUAAUGGAUGAAAUAAUAGGAAUUAUUUCACCUCAAUUAUAUAUUUUAUGUACUGGAAAUGAAAAUUUUGAGUAUACUAAUAUUUAUAUAAAUAAAAAAAAUACGGUUAUGAUUGAAGCAAAUGCUAAUAAAUUUGUUAAUAUGAAUCAAUUUAAUUUAAAUAAAUCAAGAAUAAUUGAUAAUGGUAGAGUGGCAAGAAGAUUACGUGUCAUUGGUUAUUUUUCUACACUUUUUAAAACAUUUCCACUAGUACCAUACUCUCCAAAUCCAGCUAGGUGGCCAGUUUAUGUUGUAAAGAUGAAUAAAUUUUUUAUUUAUAAUGAACCAGAUUUACCUUUACUUGAAGAAUGUAGAUUAAAAGAAACAUUAGAAGUAACUAUGGUAGCAUUGUGUAGUUUUAAUGAAAAUAAUGAUAGUGGAUUUAAUCAAAUAAAUUUUGAAGAACCUGAUUUACCUAUACCUAUUGCUAUUCGUUUUAAGGGGGUGGCUAUGAAAUUAAGUUAUCGUCUCACAAAUUUAGAUACUUAUGGAGUAGGUAUUAUAACAAAUGUUGAUAUGGUAAAUAAAACAUUUUCAAUUUGUACUCCUGUUGAAAAAGAUAUUUUAAAAAACAAAGUUCAAAUUUUAGCACGAGGUCGUGGAUUACAUGUUCCUCCUGUUUUUUUAAAUUGCCAAGUUAAUGAUAGUUAUGAUGGAUAUAGAUCUUUGAAAUCUAUAAACAAAGAAUGGCUAGUAUGUAAUCAAACAACAGCUAGAGGUCAUGAUAGUAUGAUUAAAUUUAAAAGCAACAAAGAUGAUAGUAAAUCAAAGAAACAAAAGAUUGAUGAAAAAUCAUUAAUCAUUAUCGAUGGAGAAAAUAAGAGUUAA
Molecule: messenger RNA, 1809 nt
Organism: Strongyloides ratti
Lineage: Eukaryota; Metazoa; Nematoda; Chromadorea; Rhabditida; Strongyloididae
Product: Polynucleotide 5'-hydroxyl-kinase NOL9
Exons: 4
Coding region: 1-1809 (602 amino acids)
Biological process (GO): cleavage in ITS2 between 5.8S rRNA and LSU-rRNA of tricistronic rRNA transcript (SSU-rRNA, 5.8S rRNA, LSU-rRNA)
Cellular component (GO): nucleus
Molecular function (GO): polynucleotide 5'-hydroxyl-kinase activity
Source: RefSeq, a predicted model, not a curated record